Messenger RNA from Dissoconium aciculare CBS 342.82, 1122 nucleotides. RefSeq names its product Formate/glycerate dehydrogenase catalytic domain-like protein. Gene Ontology annotation, cellular component: cytoplasm. The record is from RefSeq and is a predicted model, not a curated record. Lineage: Eukaryota; Fungi; Ascomycota; Dothideomycetes; Mycosphaerellales; Dissoconiaceae. Gene Ontology annotation, molecular function: saccharopine dehydrogenase (NAD+, L-lysine-forming) activity. The transcript is spliced from 6 exons. The coding region runs from base 1 to 1122 and encodes 373 amino acids.
AUGUCACCAACCGUUCUACAUGUCCGUGCAGAGACCAAGCCAUUGGAGCAUCGGUCGUCCAUCACCCCCUCCAUCGCUAAGAAACUCGUCGAUGCUGGCUACGUCGUCAACGUCGAGCGUUCGUCUCUGAGCAUUUUCAAUGACUCAGAAUAUGAGGGUACCGGUGCCUCGCUGGUCCCCGAAGGCUCUUGGACCGAUGUACCCAAGGAACACAUCAUCAUCGGCUUGAAGGAGCUGCCGGAAGAGGACUUCCCACUCAAGCACACUCACGUUCAAUUCGCUCAUUGCUACAAGGAUCAAGGCGGCUGGCAGAAUGUGCUGAGUCGCUUUCCUCGCGGCAAUGGCACUCUGCUGGAUCUCGAAUUCCUCGAGGAUGAGAAUGGCAGACGAGUUGCCGCCUUCGGCUACCAUGCCGGCUUUGCGGGCGCUGCUCUCUCUUUGAUGGCCUGGGCCCAUCAGCUAGUCCACGGAAAGGACUCGCUCCUACCGGGCGUCAAGCCUUACGAAAACGAGAACCUGUUGAUUGACGAUGUCAAGAAAGCGGUUGCAGAGGGCAAGGCUAAGACUGGACGCCUUCCCCGAGUUCUCGUCAUUGGCGCACUAGGUCGUUGCGGACGUGGCGCUGUCGAUCUCUGCGUCAAGGCCGGACUUGAAGAUAUCAUUCAAUGGGAUAUUGCCGAGACCAAGGCCAAGCAGGGACCAUACCAAGAGAUCGUCGAGUCAGACAUCUUUGUCAACUGCAUUUACCUUUCUGCGAAGAUCCCGCCCUUCAUCGACCAGGCUUCUCUGGCGUCGCCGCAACGCAAGCUGGCCGUGGUAUGCGAUGUUUCGUGUGACACCACCAACCCCAACAACCCGAUCCCGAUCUACGACAUCAACACCACUUUCUCGGAGCCGACUGUUCCCGUCAAGCUCGGCGCUGAUGCGACGGACUUGCCCUUGACCGUCAUCAGCAUUGACCAUCUGCCUUCUUUGCUACCGCGCGAAGCGUCUGAGGCCUUCAGCUCGGCACUUCUCCCCAGCUUGUUGGAGCUGAACGACUGGAAGAAUGCAAGGGUGUGGGCCCAGGCGGAAAAAUUGUUCAAGGACAAGUGCGCCAAGCUCCCUGAGAGCACCGCGUAG